AUGAUCCCGCCGGCACCGACCAUUGAAAUCUGGGGUCGUGGUUUGGAACUCAUGCACCACUACACACUAUCCACCGCCAACUCACUAGCCACCCGUCCUGACAUGCAGUACGUGUGGCGCGUGAAUCUCCCGGAAAUCGGGUACGCGUGCCCUUUCGUGAUGCACGGCAUCCUCACCAUAUCUGCCUUACACAAGGCCUACUUAAUACCCCCAGAACGGGAGACGUAUCUUGACCUUGCAACGGCACACCAAAAUGCUGGCCUCGAAGGUUUUCGGGUCGAGCUACACAAUAUCAAUGACACCAACUGGCAAACGUUUUUCAGCUUCGCCUCCAUCGUAGUCAUGUAUGUAUCCUCCGUGCCCGUGCGGCUGGGGAGCGAAACAGAAGCCAUUCCGAACAUCCUAGAGUUGUUCAUGUUUGUGAGGGGCAUUCGUGCGGUGCUGGAGCCAUAUCAAGGACGCCUACUCAAAACCAAGUUCGCCGCCUUGGUGUACGGUAUCUGGACAAUAGACCCUAAGGACGCCAAUUACAGAAAUCCCCCAAUGCAUCUGUCGCCCUUACCCCCCGACAUUUUCCAAGCAUUAACAGAGCUUGCGACCUUCUUCCGAGAAAACCUUGGCGAAGGCUGCCGCGAUGAAUACCUCAAGGCCGUCGAGGAGCUAGAAAAGGCCAUCUACCUCAUGGCGCAUGCUGGGACCAACGUUGAGGUGGGCAUGAUCUUGUUCUGGCCGUACGUGAUCUCGGAGAAUAUCAUGACGGAUAUUCAGGGACAUAACCCGUUUAGCAUGGUGCUGCUGUCCUACUUUGCGAUCCCGCUGUGCGUGUUGGAGCAGAGGUAUUGGUUCCUGCAGGGGUGGAGUCGGAGGCUGUUUGAGGUCACGGAUAUGAUUCUGGCAGAGCAUCCUGCAUUGCUGGAGAUGGUGAAGUGGCCUCGGAGGCAGGUAUUUGAGCUUUACGGGCCGAUAUGA
Molecule: messenger RNA, 969 nt
Organism: Colletotrichum gloeosporioides
Lineage: Eukaryota; Fungi; Ascomycota; Sordariomycetes; Glomerellales; Glomerellaceae
Exons: 2
Coding region: 1-969 (322 amino acids)
Biological process (GO): regulation of transcription by RNA polymerase II
Molecular function (GO): DNA-binding transcription activator activity, RNA polymerase II-specific
Source: RefSeq, a predicted model, not a curated record